UUAGCAUUGAUUCGAAGGGACAAGGUUGGAUUCCUCAACCACUAAACCAACCUCCCUUGUCUUUUUAACUAUUGUUCAUAUGCAUAAUUUGAAUACAUUUUCAAUCUUAUCACCCUUAGUGAAGAUUCUCAUAUAUUUUGAGAAUUUGACCAGCUCCCACAGAUACGAAAAUAGUUUCAACAAACAAGAAUUUUCCAAAAUCUGCUCACAUUCAACAAAGAAUGGUAUCCUUGAAAGCAAUGGGUAGACUUGUUGUGAAGUCUCAAACAUCAAAAGGAAGGAACUCUAGAAAAAAGGGGAUGGCCAACACCUUCAUAGAACCUACUCAUCUUUUUGUACCUUGAGAAGGUUCCAAAACUUGUUCCUUACUUGUCUAUUUUCUCUUCUCAAGUCUCUUCACACAAACAACCAUGGAAAAACCUCCUAGAUUCAAAUCGACAGUGAUCUUCUUCAUCAUCAUUUCCCUCUCCCUUGGCUUAAUUUCCUUUCUCUUGUGUAUAGCCGCUGAGAUAAAGAGGAAUAAGGAGGAGGAUCUCAGGUGGAAUGGGAAACUAUGUUAUUUGCCAUCAAGCAAGGCAUUUGGAUUGGGGAUUGCAGCUUUAGUUAGUGUCUUUCUUGCCAUGAUCAUUGGGAAUUCUAUAUUAUUAAAUUAUUCUUGUUGGAGAAGCAAAAGUAAAUCCCAGUACAAGAUUCCUUCCUCUGCAAAGGUUCUGAUUUUGAUAUCUUGGGCAAGCUUUGGAUUUGCAGCUAUUUUAUUGAUUGCAGCCACAAGCAUGAACAGAAGGCAGCCAUAUAGGGUUGGUUGGUUGAAUGGUGAGUGCUACCUAGUCAAAGGAGGAACUUAUACAGGCUCAGCCAUAUUGGUCCUGGUUACAGUGUGUUCUUUAAAUGCUUCAGCUUUCUCAACAAUAAAAUCUAGUCAAACAAAUCAGCAUACAAAGAUGCACAAACAAACUGGGUGACCUUGUUUUAAACACAUUUUUUGUGUGAUGAGAAGAAGAAGAGGUUUUGGAGAGUGGAAUAUUUGAGCAACUACACUAGACGCCAGCAAAUUGGAGAGGCAAAAUUCAAAGGUCAACAAAAUGAGGCCAAUGAGAGGUUUCCAAAGGAAUCCAAUUCUUUUAUUUAUUAUUAAUUGUGAAAAAGAGUUGACAAAGUCCAGAGCUAGCCACUAACUGGCUUAUGCAAUGUCCACAGGCAUCCUUUUUGUUUUCAAUUUACACCAAAAAGUGACACUUUAUCUCUCCACAUUUUAUGUGAUGGUGACUCCCUUGUACAGGAACCAUAUAUAUAUAUAUAUAUAUAGAUAGUGGGAAGGAAUUCAUUA
Cajanus cajan (pigeon pea) is the source of this 1327-nucleotide messenger RNA. Its product is annotated as protein MODIFYING WALL LIGNIN-1. The record is from RefSeq and is a predicted model, not a curated record. NCBI's taxonomy places the organism in Eukaryota, Viridiplantae, Streptophyta, Magnoliopsida, Fabales, Fabaceae.